GAGAGAGAGAGAGAGUGAGCAUCUCUCCCUGUGUGAUAUCUAACCGAUCUGCGACCCCCUCGGGUCUUAUCAUAUGCAUACUCUCUCUCUCUCUCUCUCUCUCUCUCUCUGAGCUAUGAGCUCCGUCUCAUUUGAAGCUAAUCACUUGGUCCCACAUUCGCACGUGCGCUAUCUGAUCACCCACUAUCUCUCACGUGCCACUGCUGCUGUCUCCCCCACACCCUCUAUUCUUCUGUGUCCUCUCUCUCUGAUCUGCAGCUUUACAGCGUUCCUGAUCUCAAGGAUUUUAACCCCAUUGGUGUGUAACAAAGAAACCAGACCCCUUUCACUCCUCACUGUCUCUCUCCCUGUUUGUCUCGAAAAUCCUUCUUCUUCCUAUUCUUUUCUUGUUCUCACGACAAAGAAUAUUUAAAUAGUAGAACCAGCAAAUCCAUCCUGAUUCACGUUGUAUACACCAUAAACCAUACACCAUACCCACCUAGCUAUAACAGCCAUAGGAUAACGCUCUUUCAUACGAACGAGAGAGAGAGAGAGAGAGAGAGAGAGAGAGAGGGACAGAGAGAAAUGGAGAUUGGCGGGAACAUGAUUGGUCAGAGCAACGUUGAAAGGGGGCAAAAUGCUAAUAAUGCUAAUAUUGGGUGGGAUAUCUGGGAGCUUAAUACUUCGAGGAUGGAUUGGAGUGGUGGUAACAGUACGUUGUACACCGCCGCCAACGACGCCUCCGCCAUCACGGGGGGGAGUUCCAGCAUCACGCGUAAUCAGGAUGCGAGUGCUGCGCACGCGCUCGAUUUCCCUCACCUCGACUUGGACUACCAGUACCACCACCACCACCACCGGCAGCCGCCUCUAUAUUCCGGAGAUGGGUCCCACUGCCACCCAGAUCCCCACCUAAUGUGCUUGAAGCUGGGCAAGAGGCACUACUUCGAGGAUACUUCCCUUCUGGGUGAUCGCCACGUGGCUGGGUUAUCGUCAAUAGGCAAGAGAGGCAAACCCUUUUAUAGUGGCGGAGGUGGUGGUGGGCCCUCCUCCUCAUCUUUGCCGGCGACUGUGCCGAGAUGCCAGGUGGAGGGGUGCCACGUUGCGCUUCUGAACGCCAAGGAGUAUCACCGGCGGCACAAGGUCUGCGACAUGCACUCAAAGGCUCCCAAGGUGGUGGUUCUAGGGUCCGAGCAGCGUUUCUGUCAGCAGUGUAGCAGGUUUCAUCCAGUCUCAGAAUUCGACGAGUCAAAGAGGAGCUGCAGGAGGAGAUUAGCAGGGCACAACGAGCGAAGAAGGAAGAGCGCGCAUGAUUCCGCCAACAGGAACUCUACUCAAGGUGGAGGAUUAUCAUACUUAUCAUCGCCGACAGGACGUGCUCUCUCUCUUCUGUCAUCUAAGACUGAUUCUUGGGUUUCUCCUGCUGAUCUCUCCUCUAGAUCCAGUGCUGCAUUAUGUGAAUUAAUAGCAGAACACCGUUCAGGCAUCUUGGCUCGGCAGCUCAGUUUGGAUCGAGACUGGUGCAACCAAAACCACGGAAUGGAGGACCUAGGAGAGAUCCAACCAAGGUCCUCCAAUUCCCUCUUAUCUCAUCAGCAGCACAUCAUGUUUCCCGAGCCACAUGGUUGGAACCGGUUCCAUGGAAGUGACACCCACGUGACAUUAGACCUCAUGCAGGCUUCUAGCUCGGCCUUUGGAUUGCUGUCUGUGAGGGAGAAAAGCAAGGAAGAGGAAGAAGAGUGUUCCAACGUAUGGAACUCCUUUCAUGGAGACCCUGUAGCUUGAUUUUUGUUCUUUGAUUUUGUAUCUUAUUAGCUUGAGGACAUAUGUAUAGAAGUCGUACUGUAGGAUGAUUGUUUGUCAAACUGUAUAAAUAUUCAUUUAUCGAUAUCGAUCGAGCGAGACCAAAUUUUGUAGGUUUAUCA
Juglans microcarpa x Juglans regia is the source of this 1901-nucleotide messenger RNA. Its product is annotated as squamosa promoter-binding-like protein 7. The coding region runs from base 565 to 1761 and encodes 398 amino acids. Gene Ontology annotation, cellular component: nucleus. The transcript has 3 exons. Gene Ontology annotation, molecular function: DNA binding. The record is from RefSeq and is a predicted model, not a curated record. Lineage: Eukaryota; Viridiplantae; Streptophyta; Magnoliopsida; Fagales; Juglandaceae.